UAACAAUAAGUAAUAAAUAGAAAAGAUGACGCAGAAUGUGUUGUAAUCUGAGACUAUUUUUACAAAUAUAUUAACUUAAUGCUUUUUGUGCAAAGUGAAGUAGAAUAUAUAUAGUAUUGCAUGAAUUUUUGGUUUCACUAUUUUCUCUAAUAUCCACACAUUGAAAAUCAUAUUGCAAUAGAAAAAAAUCUGUACAUCUCUUAUCUUGAGUGUCAUUUUUCUCAAAAAAUACUUUGUGUUUGCUGGGAUAAUUUAACAUUCUAAUAACCUUAAUAAUAUAAAUAUUAAAUUAACUUACCGGUUUCAUGAUCACUUCACUUAUUGUCAGACGAUUUUCUAUCGUAAUGUGAGAUGACAAGAUAAAGUUUAUUUGCUUUUUCAUCUUUUUAGACGCUAUUAUUUUGCUUCUUUCACCUCUUUAGACAUUCAUUUACUACUUAGACACUUCAUAAACAAUAGACGCAGUCUCUCACGUGGGUAACGAAACGAUGAUACGGAUGAUGCAAUGCGCGAACAGUAGACACAGUGUGCGUUCCGUGUUGCGCAUGAAGCGCGUAGAGUGCACAGAAAGUCGUUCCGAGUUAGCUAUUGCGCGCUUCGAAAGCGCUUCGAGAGAGCUAUGAAUUCCCUAGAGUGUACUAACCGUACUGAAUUCUUAGCACUCCUCCCAGCGCAUUGACUGCUGCUCUUUCGACUUGAGGCAGUGGAUGCGUUUGAUGCGUUCGUGCGAUCUAUGCGCUUCUUGCGUGAUUCGGAACGCACACUAUAUGUAUAUCGAAUCGGCACUGGAAUUGCUGUAAAGUGGUACGAUGGGUGAUAAAUUGCAAGAAUUUCCAGUUUUAUUAGAAAAUGAAGUCAUUAGUUUAUUUUUAAACAAAGCCGACAUUGAAAAAGCAUUAAAAGAUCAAAAAUUUUUAUUAAGUCUUAUUGAGAAGGAGCAGAGCUCCAAGAAAAUGAUAAUCCAGAAGAUGAAAAUGUCGACAAAAACGAUACCGAGAAGAAGAUGUUUGUAUGGCCAGACAAAGCUGUACUUUUACUACUAGAUAUGUACAGAGAAAGAGAAGAAGAUUUCUCUAAUGGUUUAAAGCGCAGCAAUAAAAUUUGGGCGGAAAUUGCUGCCCAGAUGAAAAAUUUUAACCCAGAGUAUGAAGUUACAUCAAACCAAUGUGCCACAAAAAUGUCUGGAUUAAAACGAACCUAUAAAAACAUUGUUGAUCAAAAUAAGAAGAGUGGCAAUCACAGAAGUUCGUGGGCAUUUUUUUCGGUUAUGGAUUCGAUAUUUGGCAAUAAAGCGUCAACUAGAGCUCCUGCAAUUGCCACCAGUGACGGUCCAUCAGACCCAAAUAUCGAAGGAUCGUCAUCAUCUUUGUCAUCAAUCACUGAAACCCCUGAAUUGAAAAGUCCACCGAGAAAGAGAAAGCGAAUAGAACAUGUUGUGGAAGAGUUCAUUGAACGUAUUAAGGUUGAAAAGGAAGAAACAAGAGAAGAAAUGAAAAGAAGAGAAACAAACCAAGAAAAAGUACGCGAAGAAAAAAGAAAAGAUCGUGAGAAGAGACAUAACGAGCAAAUGGAAGUGCAGAGAUCAUUAAUCUCCAUAUUGCAGCAAUUUUUAAAUAAAUAAAUGCGGUUUGUUCCAUUUCCUAGUAAAUGAUAUGGAUGUGUUUGUAGCGUUUUCAACUGGUACGGAUUAAUCCGUUCCGGAUUUCAUCUCUCCAAUAGGAGAGCUUGUUUUAUUUAAAAUAAUAGUUUACAAAACUAUUUAUUCUAUAGUUUUGAUCAGUUAUGAGUUUUAAGUUCUGUUUUUAAAUUUUAAAAAUUUGUUCUUAUGUUAUACUUAAUGAGCAUAUAGAUUCCAAAGAUGCAAGGAUAUUUUUUAAUGUAUUUCUUAAAGUAUUUUUUUAACGUAUUGAAGUAUUCUGAAGGUGGUUAAGAAAAAUAUUUAGAAUAAAGAAUAGUUUUAUAAGAUUAAAUGUGAUAAUA
Molecule: messenger RNA, 1980 nt
Organism: Nylanderia fulva
Lineage: Eukaryota; Metazoa; Arthropoda; Insecta; Hymenoptera; Formicidae
Source: RefSeq, a predicted model, not a curated record